This is a messenger RNA of Pelobates cultripes (western spadefoot toad), 999 nucleotides long. Lineage: Eukaryota; Metazoa; Chordata; Amphibia; Anura; Pelobatidae. The record is from the annotation of a GenBank genome assembly.
AUGCGGCCAUUACUAGCGAGGCCAGCUGCGGUUUCCCUUGUCUUGAGUACGGGAAAUUUUAGACCUUUAACACCGAUGCCGGGAAAACUAAACACGGACGCAAUGGACACUGUAACCACCAAGGAGAAGAAAGUUACUGAAACUCCUACACUCAAGAAACAAAAGAGAAAACUUCAGAAUGGGGAUACAGAAGGACUUGAUUUGGAACAUGUAACUGAUUUAAAUGGACUGGAAAAUGGCGAGAUUAACAACAAUAAGACACCGAAACAGAAGAAAAAGAAGAAGCUUGCAGAAAAAGAGAGUCCUUCUGAAACCGCUGAUCAAUGUAAUGGAGAGCAGAAUGAUAACAAUGCUCUUACUCCAAAGAAAGUUAAGAAGAAAACGCAAAAAAGGGCAAAGCUGAAGAUAUAACAGAGCAAGAAACAUCCUCCCCUAAACCUCAGGUUAAUGGAGGGCAGAGUGGCAAAAAAUCUAAACCCCAAAAAAAGAAACUGGCGAAUGCAGAAAACGAUAACACAGAUAAGCCUGCUGACUGCAACGAACCAUCAGACAAGAACCAUCAGCCGAAGAAGACCCAUCUGCAUCAAAUGCAACUUCAGGAAAUGAAGAACCUAAAUCAGAUGAUGAGGAAACUAAAAUGGAGAAACUGGCUAGAGCUUUUGAAAAUGUUCCCAUUUCCAAAGAAACCAUAACCAAUCUCAGAGCUAAAGGAGUCUCUUACCUAUUCCCCAUCCAAACCAAAACAUUCCACGCUGUAUACAGCGGCAAAGAUGUGGUGGUCCAGGCUUGCACUGGUACAGGGAAAACUUUUUUGGUUUAAAAAUAUCAGGAAGUAUUACUUUACUGAGAGGGUAGUGGAUGCAUGGAAUAGCCUUCCAGCUGAAGUGGUAGAGGUUAACACAGUAAAGGAGUUUAAGCAUGCGUGGGAUAGGCAUAAGGCUAUUCUAACUAUAAGAUAAGGCUAGGGACUAAUGAAAGUAUUUAGAAAAUUGGGCAGAC